Messenger RNA from Dromiciops gliroides (monito del monte), 4521 nucleotides. RefSeq names its product complexin 1 (gene CPLX1). Gene Ontology annotation, molecular function: syntaxin binding. Gene Ontology annotation, biological process: regulation of neurotransmitter secretion; synaptic vesicle exocytosis; neurotransmitter transport. The record is from RefSeq and is a predicted model, not a curated record. Gene Ontology annotation, cellular component: SNARE complex; terminal bouton. Bases 270 to 674 code for a protein of 134 amino acids. The transcript has 4 exons. NCBI's taxonomy places the organism in Eukaryota, Metazoa, Chordata, Mammalia, Microbiotheria, Microbiotheriidae.
CGGCCCCUCCUCCCUUCCUGUCAUGCUCGGACGCGGGAGGAAGGAGGGCGAUAACUUCAUGUGACUGCUCCUUCCCUGAACGCCCUUCAGCAUCGGUUGCGGCUCCGGAGACACCACAUGGACCCGGCUCCCCGGAGAAAGCUCCGUCACUGACAAGACCCACAAGGAGCCCCCAGCACCGCCCGGGAAGGGUACCAUCCAGGACCAGUGGCCUGUGAAACUUGCAUGUAAAGUCUGAACCAGCCUCACACGGGAUCAAAGCCAUCACCAUGGACUUCGUUAUGAAGCAAGCUCUGGGAGGGGCCACCAAGGACAUGGGGAAGAUGCUUGGUGGAGAUGAAGAGAAGGACCCUGAUGCAGCCAAGAAAGAGGAGGAACGUCAGGAAGCUCUUCGGCAGGAAGAGGAGGAAAGGAAAGCCAAGUAUGCCAAGAUGGAGGCUGAGCGGGAGGUCAUGAGACAAGGGAUCCGAGAUAAGUAUGGGAUCAAGAAGAAGGAGGAGCGUGAGGCCGAGGCCCAGGCUGCGAUGGAAGCCAACGCUGAAGGCAGCCUCACUCGUCCGAAGAAGGCCAUUCCACCAGGUUGUGGCGAUGAAGAAGAGGAGGAAGAAGAAAGCAUCCUGGACACUGUCAUCAAAUACCUCCCUGGGCCUCUCCAGGAUAUGUUCAAGAAGUAAUUCCCCACGAACUCUCAGACUGUUUCUACUAUGAACAGCAAAGCAAUGCCGUUCCCGCCACUUGGUGGGAGCUCUCGAUCUCGCCACCCACCAUGCACCCCUCUGCUCACUCCAUCUCCCUGCCCCCUCCCUCCCCUGGCUGCCCCAGGCCCCUUGGCCAGGCCUAUUUGUACAUAGCCCCCUCCCCACUCUCCCCAGUAGAUGCCUCCCAUCCAUCAGAUGUCAGGAGCAGAGUGCCGCAGUCUACUCAACUUUAAUUAUAAGCCAUAGUACUAGGUGUGUUAGGAAACUCAGCUAAUCAGGCACCUCUACACUCGACAGAGAAAAGGGGAGACCUCCCAGUGGCUUCUGGCCCUCAAAUAGGCAGCGCCACAUUCCCGGAGAGCAAGCAGGGGCUUCUUUUAAUUAUCCACGGGAUAUUUGCCAUGACCACCAAUGGGCCAACCAACCGGCCUUGGUCACAUGGGGUUUCCCCCACUCCUGUAGGUGUCUUCACUAUCGCUGCCCUCUCCCAGGGAAAGGGGAAUUUGUCUCUGUGCAGGGACCCUUUGGAAAGGCAAUCAUUUGGAAUGCAAACUUCCCGUAGGAGGGACAAGCCUCCCCAAGUUUUCCUUGUUUUAAUACCACUGCCACCCAGGUCUCAGAAUCCAGCCUAGGGUCUUGUUCCACAUAAUUAAGAGGAGAGGAAAAUAGGAAAGGGAAUGACCAGGGAGAGGGGAGAAAAGGGGUUCUGGGGUGUUCCCUGUAGUCUGGUGGUUUUACGUACAAAACUUCUUGGAGCAUCCUAGAAGAGGGCCAGGCUACCCUUCCUGCCUUGAUAUUGUGAGCUUCACACACACAUACACACACACACACACACACGCGUGCACAUGAACACACACAUGUAUACACACACAGACACACACAUAUACACACACACAUAGAAACCUCUUGAGACACAGACUGUGAAACUGUCCUCUCCCACUCUGGACCAUAUGAUGUUAUCUUAUCAUCACCCGUAGCAUCUUGUAGACACUCUCCCAUUGCCCCAUUGCUUGGGACAAGGAGGGGCUGUCCUUCCUGUUUUCCUAUGCUCUCUGGUAAGGACACGGAAGCCCAGAGGUCAGGGGGCGAAUGGUAUUAACUAUUAGGAUCUCAGAACAAGUAGGAAAGGCCGAUGUUCUAAUGCCUCAUCUUUCUUCCUGCAUGAAAGACAGAGCUAUCAUUAGAAGUGGGAGCUUGGAGCUCAUUGUUCCAAGACUCUGCUGUCACGGUAACCAAACUCAGGAAAGUGAGGAUGAAACUGUCCCUAGAGCAAACUCCCUUCAAAGAGGAAGCCGGUGUGCACUGUUCUGCCCCUCCAGGGUAGAUUCAAGUAGAUUCAGCAGGUUUAUGCUGAGCUCCAGGGCCUCUGUCCUCCAUCUCACAUUGUAGCAUCCACCACUUCUUUCCCAAUUUGUUUUUCUUUUUAAAUGGACUUUUCAAUUUUUAACAAAUGAGCUAAAACUGUCUAUCUGUACAUCAUCUGCAUUUCUAUGUCUCCAUUAUCUAUCUGUACAUCAUCUAUCCAUCCACCCAUCCAUCCACCAUUCAUCUCUGACUUUCUGUCUCUGUCUUUCUGUCUGUCUCUCCCAUCCACACCUCUCUCAUCUCCCUCUCUCUCCCAUUCAUGCCGCAGGCUAUUUUAGCCUGUGAAGAUUCCCAUGAGAAAUCUCUUCUAUACUAGGCAGGAAUAAUAAGUAUUUUCAGGGGGUGAUGUGGGGAAGGGGUGAGGGAAAGAAACCAGUUCAGUUACAACUGUAACAGGUCACAGCUUGGAUCUUUUCAAAUUUAUUUCUAGGGGAAUAGUACACAUGAUCAGGGAGGAAGAGACCCAUGUCUUGGGUUCGAGAAGGGGUGGGGAAGUGACUGCCGCUCUGGGAGGCCAGUUUGCUAAUCUCUCACUGAGGUUACUACCCAAGCUCCAGCCCUAAGUGCACUCUCCUGGGUUAUUUUUCCUACUUUCCAUAUUCCUCCCAUUGAGGAAUUGAGGGGUGGGUUGUCCUCCUUAGGAGGUCUGCAUCAAACCACCAGUACUAGAGAGGUGAGAAUGGGGGAAGGGUAGGGGCUGGUGUUUGGAGGCCCAGAGUGAGGAUGCAUUGUUUCCAUUCAAACUCUCAGUUCUGGAUUGCUGAGGCCAAGAAUGAUGAUAAGGUUGAAACGACUGGCCUAGGUAUAUACUGGACAUGUUUUCUCCAAACAAUACUGAGCUCAAGAAUCACACAACAGGCCUCCUGGGGUUUGCAUUAUCACUGUGCCUUCUGGGACAACCUGGAGCUGGGAAAAGACUGUUUGUGCAGAAAAUAAAUCACGAAAUCUAUUAGUGUCCCUCCAGUGAGUCUGGAUCUCACAUUGUUUGAGCUUCAUUCUCCUCCCAAACACUCAGUGUCUCUCUCUGUGUCUCUGUGGUCUCUCUGUCUGUCUGUCUGUCUCUCUCACACACACACACACACACACACACACACACACACACACACACAGACAUGCCUCUCUGCUGGAGUUUAGUAGAACGCUACUCAACAUUUUCAACAGGAGAACUGACCACAUGCUAACUCCUUUUGGAGUUUCUCUGGAAGCCCUGUUCUCUCGGGUCCUUCCCAGAGAAAACCAACCUGGAGUCCACCACCUCCCUUAGAAGUAUUAGCCUAUUUCUGGCCUGCCAGUACCCAUCCCUGGGGAGUGGGAGUGCACAGAAGGGAUUUUGUCUUGUUUUAGUCACAGAGUUGACUGUCGCCAGAUCCAAAAAUGAGGCCAUCCAUGCUGAAAUAGCCCUUUGGCUCCUGGAAUCAAGACUAAUUUGACCCAGGCUCUUAUAGCCUUUCUAGAACUGCAGGGACCUUUGGCUAAACCCAUCCCUGUGUCCUUUGCCCUGGGACUUGUCCUCAGUGCCCAGACUGGAGGCAGGUAUAGGAUCCCCAGGCUGGAUUCUGACCCUAAUUUUGUCCUCCAUUUUCUUUGGUUUCCAUAUACCAUGUUGAAUCUCAGGUAAGUGAGGUCUUCUGUUUUUGGUGAGUCUUUAUUCAGACAGUCAGGGGCCAGCCUUGGGUGAUCCACCAGACAUCUGGCAAAAGCAACCUCUCUGUCCUGAUAAAGGCGUUAUCCAAAUCUCCACUUCUUGGAGGGCAGUUAGUUUAGUUUGGCACUGACCUUCAUGACCUUACAUCGAUCCUUAGAGAAAGCCAUAUAAAUCAGACCGCAAUAUUAAUUACGAAUGCUACUCUACAUUACAGGAGAAUAGACCAUGUGCUAACUCAACUUUGGAGUUUCUCUGUCCGUGUUUCUAGCUCUGUGUCGUAGCCAAGGACCUCCCCCACCCCCUCCCUCUUUCUAGCUGUAGGGGGGAGAGACAUAAAAACGCUGCUGACCCCUGUGCCGCUCCCUUGUGUGCGUGUUAUGUUUUUAGGAACCUGCUAUCGUGACUGGCCGUGGUUGUGACUGUGACAUUUGUCAUCCUGUGUGUCCCCGCUCUAUGUCUCUGCGCGUUUUAUCCUGUCCCCGAGAUGAAAUGCAUCGUGUUGUCAGUCAAUAAAUCAUGGGGGUGGGGGGUGGGGGUGGGAGGGGAAUGUCUAUCCAAAAUGCUUGUUUUCACAAAUGCAAACUCCGAGUAGACGGGGCAUUUCCCAAUAGCAAUGAGCUUGUCCUCCCAGUUUCCAGAUGCAUGGAGCCCCUCCCGUGCACGGUGCGGGGCCAAGGACCACCCGUGCACAGUGGAGACAUGUGGAUGUCCACCCCAUGGUGCUUUGCCUGCUUCUCUUCUUGCAUGACGUGGUGACUAAUGUGAUGUUCUUUUCCAACGGAAUAGCGGCCAAUAAAGAAUUCUAUGAUCUCA